UUAGUUCCUUAUUAAAACUUGUGAACUCAACAAUAUCUUAGAAAAUGUGCUAACUUUUAACGCACAACAUUAGCUAAUCCCUCAUGAAGUGGAUAUGGCUAGCAAACAUGUUAGCUAACAUUGCCUAUUUGCAUAUCCAGGAGAGAAACAAGACUAAACCACUGAAGUCGUGUUUCUGGUCACUUCAUGCGUGGCACUGGUAGCAGGACUCUCUUUGAUGACAUCACAAACGUUGAUUGGCUGAGGCAGUUGUUGUCCCAGGGCUGUCAUACAACAUGUUCUCAGGACAACGACCACUUGGCAAAAUCAGGACAUGCAACCCCAUCCAUGGGGUACCUUGUAACAUUUCACCUCCACCACUUUUCAACGCAAUUGUGGGAGAAUGACACACCUCCCACCUGCUCUCUCCCUUUUCUAUCUCUCUCUCCCUCCCUCCCUCACUUCCCUCACACUUUUCACUCAGCUACCCAAGAUGGCGGCAGCCUCAUCCAUCCAGCCGCCGAGCGUUCACUCUUCUCUAGCCGGGGAGAGCGCACUUUCCAGCCCCGAGAGCCGGCAGCCGGAGGAUGAGGAGCCGGUGGCGGCGCAGCCCUCCGACUCGGAGAUUUGCCUCCGCGACCUGCCGGACCUGGAGCCGGAGGAGAUCGAGAGGAGGCUGGCCAAAACUCGCCAGGAGCUGAGCAACAGGAGGAAGAUCCUCAUUAAGAACCUGCCGCCUGACACCACCAACCAGGAAGUCCAUGAGAUUCUGAAAGAAUAUGAACUGAAGUACUGCUUUGUGGACCGCAACAAAGGCACAGCCUUUGUGACUUUGCUGAACGGGGACCAGGCUCAGGAUGCCAUCCGCUCCCUCCAUCACAGCACUGUCCGGGGACGCUUGAUCAACGUCACGCUGCAGCCCACGGACUCCCUGCUCUGCCUCACCAACCUGCCCCACACCUUCACUGCCCAGCAGUUUGAGGAGCUGGUACGCGCCUAUGGGAACAUCGAGCGCUCCUUCCUGGUGUACAGCGAGCUGACGGGCCACUCCAAAGGAUAUGGCUUUGUUGAAUACAUGAAGAAGGAUUCUGCUUCACGGGCCCGUUCUGAGCUGCUGGGCCGACCGCUGGACGAUCGCUCAUUGAUGGUGCAGUGGAUGGAUGUCAACCAGCUGAGCCAAGAGGAGAACCUGCACUCCAAGUGUCUGUGUAUAAACCGGCUGCCGCUGGACCUGUGUGACUCUGAAGAACUGACCCAGCUCUUCUCCGAAACCUACAAACCCGUCUUCUGCCAGCUCGCUCAGGAUGAGGGCAGCCCAGUGCGAGGCUUUGGCGUGGUGGAGUAUGAGAGCGCGGAGCAGGCGGAGGCUGUGCUGAUAGAGAUGGAUCGAACACUGGUGGGAGGACAAGAGGUCCGUCUCUCACUCUGUACCCCCGGCACCUCAGGGAGAAGCACCCUGGCUGCACUCAUCGCCGCCCAGGGUAUGAUUCUGAGUAAUAGGAAAGGUCUGCUACCAGAGCCCAACAUAGCCCAGCUGUUGACCAGUAUGACCAACCCUGCUGCCCUGCAGAUCCUCAUGAGGCCAUACCACACUGGGAAAAGAGGCGGGAAGUACGGGCGUCACGCCAGCCUGCCGUUCCUCAGACCUCCUCUCACCACGGCUCUGCUCACACUGGGAAAAGCACACCAGAGCGCCAUGCUUGGGAACGGACUGGUCCUCCAGAACCUCCUGCAUAUGCAGCUCGCACAGCAACAGCUUCUUCACAUCAAAGACAAACGCAUCAGCAGCGUCUCCAGUCUGCUCGGGGACCCGUCCAGGCUGCUGAUGCAGAAAGCUUUGUCUUUGCGGCCUCCAGGCCUUGUGCCGUUGGGGAAAGGCCUCCUGGGAGACUCCCCUACAGAGUUGGGCCAGGAGUCAGUGCCACCGUCUACCCACAAUUCCACAGUAGUGGUGUCGGCGGCAGGUGUGAUGCCAUACCUCCAGGGUCGAGCUGGAGGGGGAGAACAAAACAGCAGCCAUUCUAUCUCCACAAACCCUUCUGCUUCCUCCUCUUCUUCUUCCUCCUCCACCUCCUGUGACAGGCAGCCAGCUCCUCCUGGGACCAUGGUGAGCUCCCAUCCGCAGGGACAGAGCUACUCCUUGGGUAUAAGUAACUCAGGCCUCGGCCCGCCUCCACCUAAACCCCCUGGAGGAGUUUAUACAUCAGCAGGCCAGCACAACAGCUCUGAUGGCUGCCCCCUGGCUGGCAUGGUAACUGGUGGUCAGGGCUCUCUGUUGGGCGACCCUCCUAAAGAAGUCAGACUGCCUUCCAAUCCUUACCUGAACCUGGCCAGUGUGAUGCCAGGGGUGGUUCUGCAAGGGUCAGUGGGGAGUAAAGCCCAGGGAGGACAGCCCGGCCCCGGGGUGUAUGGCAGCACGGUCGCUCCUGUCGUCUCCCAGGGCUCCGCCUCCUUCUCCCACAGCGCGGCAGCUACAACAACAGCCCCGUACAGCACUGAUAACUCCACUGACUACAACCAGUACAACCAGGCCUACACACAGGAGGCCAUGCAGCAGUGGUACCAGCACUACCAAGCACAAGCUCACACCUAUAGCACCGCUGCUCCACAGGACAGCACGGCCACAGACUACAGCAAGGAGCACACACAGGCUCCACCAGUGUCGACCUACGGGGAUUAUAGUUCCUACAUGCAGGCGGUCACUCAGUACUACUCUCAACCUGCAACAGCCAACCAGGCCUACGCCAGCAAGGAGGUAGAUGUGUGUAAGCCUCUCGGAGUCUCUCUGCACGCAGUCAGUAACGGUGCCGCCCCUCCACCGGCCGUCCUGCCAGCUGCUGCCGUGCUCCCAGCCUACAGCACCCUGCCUUUAAUGCCCGGCUUCCUUGGGGCGCCACACCCGGCGGCAGCCACGCCAAGCCCUGUCACGCACACACACACUGCCGCCACUGACUGGAACACCUACUAUUAUAACCAGACGCGGGGCCAUAAGAGGGAGUACCCUCAGCUGGCGGUGCAGGACGUGGCAUCAUCAGAUGGCGCCUACAUCGGGCAGCACUCCCAAGGCCUUGGAGGGCAGUAUGCUGACUACUUUAAGAGGAAGAGGCUCUAGUAUGAACCAAACCACCUUAAAGCCUAAAGCUUAUGGAGGGAGGCGCACACACACACAGCGUCUGCUGGAUGUCACAGCUCCCUCUAGUGGCCUUUCUGUGGCUGCCAUUUUGCAUCCCUACAGUAGGUAUUGAGUUUAAUAGAAUCUGGGGUUGCAAAUGGCUCAAGUGAAAGCAAGCCAUAGUGCUCUUUGAUCCUGGCACUUAUACACACACAUACACACACAUAGACACAAACACGGUGUUGCUUUUGUCCUGUUCAAGCCUUAAACUCUUUAACUUAAACUGUUGUUUCUCAGUCAGUGUGUCAACUGUACUCAACUAAUAUUCUCUUGUACAUUUUUUCUAAUAUAAUGUAAACUAAAGUAUACUGUAUCUGUACGUAUAAGCUGCUUUUGUAUCUGCAGCCAGGCGACCUGUCUGUCUGCCUGCUGAAACUGUCUUAGGACUGGUCCUACAGUCAAGGUGUCUCCCUCUCUGUCUCUUCUCAGACUCACGCUUUGAUUAGUCAGUCGAACUGACAUCUGUUUGUUCGCGCUUCAGUGUCUUUUCUCUUUUCCUUGUAUUGCCCAGGUUUCCUCUUUUAUAUCUCCCCCCUGCGGAGAAUUAGAGUGUGUGUGUGUGUGUGUGUGUGUGUGUGUGUGUAUGCGUGUGCGUAUGUGUGUGAGUGUUUAUGCGUGUUGAUGUGCUGUUUCUGUAGGAAGUGUCAGCCAUUUCAAUCCCAAAGGUUUGGGAGUACAUCAGGAAAAAAAGGGCCUGAACCAAUCAAAGCCCUUAAUCGUGGUGACUUUUACAAUAGCUUCCCUCAAUGAAUGGACCUUUCUUUCUAAAGACUGGACAGAAAAUAAAAGCCUGGUGUAAAUACGGUGUGUAAUACAGAAUAUAUAAAGCCAUGCGUAACAGACAAUAUCACGUUUAACAGUUUCCCAGCUCUCUUGUGAGCGUAUUGUACUACAUGAGUGAAAGGAAAACAUUUACUGCGUGUCUGAUUUUGUUUUGUUUUUUUAAAUCUAUACUGUUAUAUAUUUGUAAUAUAAUAUAAUAAUAUUCCAAGGCAAUUUAUUAAUAUUGAAUCAAGUUGUGUUGACUUAAAUGUAGUUAUCUGGUUUGGUUUUUAACAUUUAAACCAAAUAUUAAGGCACAGUCCUUUCUCUACUCUCUUCUAUCUGUCGUGACGCAUUAGGGUGUUUUCGGGAAGAUCUGUUGGGACUCAACAGCCGCUUAAUGUCCACUUCCAGCUGCCAUUAGAACGUGAAGGAUUCAGACUGUGAGCGUGUCUCGAAUCCAUACUACAUACCGACUCAAAGCACGUUUUGAAACACCUUAAAAGGACAGAAGUUACUGCUAAUCACUCAGCACGUGUAUCAAAAACUUUGAUUUUUUUUUUUUUUUUUUUUUAGUGUGCUGUCAAUGGACACAACUUUCCCACAAUGCAAUACACAAAGGAAAUAGAGGAGCUGCUCCAAGAUGGGAAAAAAAUUAAAACUAAUGGUUGAUGGUGGUGAAUCAGCUCCAGAAAUAAACCACAAAACUUAAUAAUUUUGGAAAAAUUGGCAGUGAUAUUCCAGUGUUGAUUGCAUUUUCAUGAUGCACAUAUUGCAUCAUUUCCUGUUUCUAUAAAAUGGAAAAGUAUGUUUUUUUAUUGUCUUUUGACUGGGUAUACUAUAAAGAUUAGUAUAUGUACAGUUGGUAUGUAAUAUGAGAUUUGGACACAGUCUUAUGAUGGACGUUUAGCAUUUUCUUAUUUUGUGCUCAUCACAUGCUUCUGUGCAUGUGUUUUUUUUUUU
Messenger RNA from Epinephelus fuscoguttatus (brown-marbled grouper), 4876 nucleotides. RefSeq names its product ribonucleoprotein, PTB-binding 2 (gene raver2). NCBI's taxonomy places the organism in Eukaryota, Metazoa, Chordata, Actinopteri, Perciformes, Serranidae. Gene Ontology annotation, cellular component: cytosol. The record is from RefSeq and is a predicted model, not a curated record. Bases 383 to 3091 code for a protein of 902 amino acids. Gene Ontology annotation, molecular function: mRNA binding. The transcript is spliced from 18 exons.